AUGGCGGCGAGAGCGGGGAUUCUGGUCCCGGUGUUGGCAGCGCUGCUGGCAGGAUGGGCUUACCGACCCGUGCUCCGGCCCCCGCCGCCGAGGAUCUGCGGCUCCCCCGGCGGGCCUCCGGUGACCUCCCCCCGCGUCAAGCUCAGCGAUGGCCGCUACCUGGCCUACAGGGAGCGGGGCGUUCCCAGGGAGGCGGCUCGCCACCGGAUCGUCAUCAUCCAUGGCUUCCGGGACUCCAAGGACAUCUCCCUCAACGUCUCUCAGGUUCUCCUCUUUCUCCUCUUCCUCCUCUUCCUCCUUGCGGAACCUGAACGGCAGCUGGAUUUGCGCUGCGCAGGAGCUGAUGCAGGCACGGGGGGUCUACAUCGUCUCCUAUGAUCGAGCGGGGUACGGCGAGAGCGACCCCAACCCCCGCCGCUCGGCGAGGAGCGAUGCCGAGGACAUCCAGCAGCUCGCCGACCAGCUGGGCCUCGGGCGCCGGUUCCUCGUGAUCGGCAUUUCCAUGGGCGGCUACUCCGCCUGGAGCUGCAUCAAGCACAUACCCCACAGGUACAGUUCAACGCUCCCUCUCGUCUUCCUCGUGAGAGUCUGGGUUGCUCGGUCGUUGACUUGCUGGGGUUGUUUAUCGCUGCAGGUUGGCCGGGGUGGCCCUGGUCGUCCCCGCCAUCAACUACUGGUGGCCGUCUCUCCCGGCGGAGCUCAGCAAGGCGGCCUACCGGCGGCUCGACCGCUCCGACCAACGCACGUUCUGGAUCGCCCGCCACGCCCCGUGGCUCCUAUACGGGUACCUGAACCAGAAGCUGGUGACUCCCUCCAAACUGAUCGCCGGGCACCCCGACGUGUACUGCCCUCAGGACAAGGAGAUCCUCCGCGCGCAGGCGGCGAAUCCGCCACCGGCGGAGGUACUAAACAACCCCCUCACUCUCUCCUUUCCUCCCCUCCUCUCUCUCUCUCUCUCUCUCUCUCUCUCGCUAAAGCGCUCUCUCGCAGAACACGGUGGUGACGCAGCAGGGGGAGUACGAGUCUCUCCACCGUGACCUGAUGGUCCUCACCGGCGACUGGGGGUUCGAGCCGGAGAGCCUCCCGGACCCCUUCGCCGGUGGCGAGGGCUCCGUCCAUAUCUGGCACGGCUCCGAGGACAGGCUGGUCCCGGUGGACGUGCAGCGGUACGUCGCCGGGAGGAUCCCCUGGGUCCGCUACCACGAGUCAGCCGGCGGCGGUCAUCUCUUCUUUAAUCUCCGCCACUGUAGCGAGGCCAUCCUCGAGGCGCUCCUCCCCCACCCCGGCGGCGGCGAUGGCGGACCGGAGCAGCCUGCUCCCGGUCCUCCUUCGGGCCCCCUGGACCGAGAGAGAGAGCAGGCGGGGUAG
This is a messenger RNA of Spirodela intermedia, 1368 nucleotides long. NCBI's taxonomy places the organism in Eukaryota, Viridiplantae, Streptophyta, Magnoliopsida, Alismatales, Araceae. The record is from the annotation of a GenBank genome assembly.